AUGGGUCUCCCUUUUGCAGCUGAUAAACCCCCCUGGACUUGGGAUGCAGACCGCACUUUUGCGCAGAUCAAGGAGGAGAACCCAGAUCUCGUCCUGGGGACGGAUAGCCGUAAGUCCACUAGUGUUGUUGAUGAUCCGGAGACGGGUAAGCUGCGGGCGAGAGAGCUGAUUGGUGCACCCAUGGAGUUGACUUUGGGAGGAUGA
Molecule: messenger RNA, 204 nt
Organism: Paracoccidioides lutzii Pb01
Exons: 1
Coding region: 1-204 (67 amino acids)
Source: RefSeq, a predicted model, not a curated record